UCUUAAUUAAUUAUAACUAUCCAUAAAAAAUAAUGAGCAAAUGAUCUAAUCAACGUGAUGAAAUUUAUAGCAAUGGAGAUUAGGACAAAAAGGAAAAUUUGAAGCUUUCGGCUUUCUAGAAUUCACUAGUGGAGAAAAAUUACGUAAUAACUUAUACCAUGAUUUUCAAACCUCUGCAUUAUCAGUCGAUACAAUCGGGUUCAACUAGUAGCGAUACAAAAUAGACUGGAAUGUCUCGUAUGACUAAUAUGACCGAUUUCCAAUCUCUAAACAAAAUGAUGAGUUUUGGUAAAUUUAAUUAAAAAAAAUCAUUUGCUUCUUGAAUUUGAAAAAUAAAUUUUGAUAUUAAUUCUUGAUUCAAGUAUGGAAGUUAGAUAGCCCUCCACAAUAGACUUGAGGCUGAUUCUAGUAAAAGAGGUAACAAAUCAAAUUAAAAACAGUCUCAUCAAACUCUUUCUUUUCUCUCUCUAGAACAAUAGUCACAAUAGUACCACAGAGACCUUAUGCAAUGUUCAUUUGUAGUUUGUAAUUAUAGUCACAGAACUCUUAAGGAAUUUCUAUAUGGGUAAUGGUAUGUUUUACGGUUGUUACAGAAUAACAUCCAUUAACAAUUAAAACAAAAUCCUAAAUAAUGCAUCCUCUGCCGAUAACCUACUCUAUUGUUAGACUUCAUAUUGAUGGGCAUAUCAUACAUGAAAGCUAAUUUUCUGUGAAGAAAAAAAGAAAAAAAAAAUAGAGAUAGAAGUUAUAUACCUCUCAGCAAUAAAACUUGAAGCAGAUUCGGGAAAAGGGAGAAACAAAUCAAAUCACAAACAGUCUCGUCAAACUCUUUCUUUUUUCUCUUCUCUCUGGAACAAUAGUCGUAGCAAUAGCACCGAAAAUCUUAGGUUCCUCUAUAGUUCGUAGUUAUAGUCACAGAACUCUCAAGAAAUCGUCAUAGAUGUAAGUGAAAAGUAAAGUAGAUUCUUUUAUAUGAAUCAAACACUCUCAUUCGAACACUGCUUGAAAAUGAAUGAGUCUAAUAAUAUCAUUUUUCUUUAAGUCGGUCUCAGAGAGCAUUGAUCUAAAAAAAUUCUAUAAAAAACAUACAAGCAAUCGUUGCUCGACAAUGCCAUGACCACUUGUGUGGCACAAUCUUUUUAAUUAUAAUGUAUGUAGUUAUCCCGAUUGUAUGUUUUACAAUUGACAUAGAGAACAUCCAUUUACUUACAAUUAAAACAAAAUCCCAAAUAAAGCAUCCUCUCCCAAUAGCCUACUCUAGUGUGGGACUUCAUAUUGAUGGGGCAUAACAUAGUUGUGGGGUAAGUCCAAAAAUGUCACUCAUAAGGUAGUGGCCAUGGUAUCAUUGAAUACCCACAAACCUCAUUUCAUGAAAUUCAGCGUUUUCUAUAUUUUCAAACUUCCCCUUCAUACCGCGCACUACAACAAGAAUCCGUUGAUCUAAAUUAAUAUCUUAUCGUCCAAAAAAUAAAUCUUUUUAUUCCUAUUAUACAAAACAAUUCAAAUACAGACCCGACGUAUAGAAGAAGAAAAACCAUAAACAAAUGGCAAUGGGAAAAAAAUAGGAAACCCCCAAAAACGAAGAAACAAAACAGAGAACGGCCCAGAGAGAGAGAGAGACAGAUCAUCAUUCACUUCACUCUUCCACAAGUUCCAAUCUUUGCCAUUCAUUCACUUAAACAAAAAAACCUUUCCUUACUGCUCUACUUCUACUCUUCCUGCAGAAACAUAAUCAUCACCAUUAUCACCGAUUCCCUCCCUUCCUUCUCUGCUCUACGCUUCGCCUUUUAGAUCUCUGUUCUAUACUCUACGGUUGGUAUAUACAAAUGUGAAGCCUCGGGCUUCGAGCGUAACGAGACAAGAGCCCUACCCAUCAAAGCGUUUUUGCCUCCUUUUUCAUUUCUGGGUUUGGUUCUGCUUAUAGCCUAGCUAGCUAGCUGCUGUCCCAUUUAUAAUCAUCGGCUGCAGUGUUGAUUCUCUAUAGCUUUUCCAAUUUGGAAGACCGGAGACUGGUUUCCCUGUUUUCUACCAAAUAAUAACCCAUUGGUAGAAACCUAACUGUAAAAUAGAAUCCGAGGCUAUUAGAGAGAGGGCAAGGGAAGGGAAGGGAAGUGUGUUGCUGGGUCCUAGUUGAAGGCGGAUUAGCUUUAUUGGGUCUUUCGAUUUUUGGGUUUCCCUUUUGGUGUGUGUUUCCUUUCUUCAUAAAAGGUUUGGCCUUUCUUGCAUUUUUUACCAAAUGCGACUGGGUUUGUUAAAGGGGGAGAAGGGAAGAGCGUCCAAGGGAGCCUGCUGAGUUUUCUGUUCAGUGUGUGAAAGAACCAUUUUUUUUUCUUCUUGUGGCUGGUUUGGAAAUGGAAGAAGAUAAGAAGAAGAAGAUCAAUGGUAGUGGUAGUGGGAGUGGGAGUGAAGAAUCUACUAAGAAGAAGGAGAGGCAUAUUGUCACUUGGACUUCUGAGGAAGAUGAUAUACUUCGCCAGCAGAUAAACUUACAUGGAACGGAGAACUGGGCGAUCAUAGCAUCUAAUUUCAGUGACAAAACAACGAGACAGUGUAGAAGAAGAUGGUACACAUACUUGAAUUCCGAUUUCAAGAAAGGCGGUUGGUCUCAGGAGGAAGACUUGCUCUUGUGUGAGGCUCAACGAGUAUUUGGUAACAGAUGGACAGAAAUAGCGAAGGUUGUUUCAGGCAGAACAGACAAUGCUGUGAAGAACCGGUUCACAACCCUUUGCAAGAAGAGAGCAAAAUAUGAAGCAUUGGCCAAAGAGAAUGAAAGCGUGUUUAGUAAGUCUAACAACAAGAGAGUCUUGUUGGAUGACAAGGUGAACACUGAUGGAAACCCAGAAAUUGCAGGAGCUGCCAAGCGAACUAGGAGAUCCCACAUUCCCGAUCAAACAGAGACCCGGAAUGUUGGAGAUAGAUCACACCCUAAACAGGCUAGGGCCCCAUUUAUGGUGUUGACUCGGGAUGCACAUAAAGUUAAUGCUGUUAAUCAGCAUCCAAUCAUCAGUAACAAGGAGGUCUCCCCUGGUGCUCAAAGUGGUAAUACACAAGGAACCUUUCUCAAGAAAGAUGAUCCAAAGAUAUCAGCCCUGAUGCAACAAGCAGAACUUCUCAGCACGCUGGCACAGAAAGUCAAUACAGAGAACUCCGACCAGAGCCUCGAACAUGCUUGGAAGAUACUUCAAGACUUCCUGAAAAGGAAUAAAGGAGAUGAGAUCCCGAGUUACACGAUUUCUGACAUUGAUAUCCAACUCGAGGAUUUUAAAGACUUGAUAGAAGAGCUAAGGAACAGCAGUGAUGGAAGUCAUCCAUCUUGGAGGCGACCUGAUCUAUAUGAAGAAUCUCCAGCUAGCUCUGAGUUCAGUACAGGGUCAAGUCUUAUGCCGUACUCAGCUCCCGAUGCAACAACAGAACAACCCCAUGUUGAAAUUGAGACGCUGCACAAGGAUGUUGCAAGUGAUUUGGAAGCCAUGCAUGUCGAAGGAGAAGGUGUCGAAAGUAAAGGUGACAAAGAACUCAUAUCUGGGGUUAACAUAGCUGAAGGGGAGCUGUUUCCAUCGUUUGAAGACCAAACGAAUGAUGACAUAGUUGUUUCUGCUUCAUCAAGUACAGAGUUCGGUUCCCCUCGUCAUGUUACCCCAUUGUUCAGAUCCUUGGCAGCUGGAAUUCCUAGUCCCCAAUUUUCAGAAAGUGAACGAAGAUUCCUACUGAAAACUCUUGGAGGGGAGUCUCCUUUCCCUAAUCCAACCAUCAAUACUUCUCAACCACCUCCCUGCAAAAGAGUCCUCCUCCAAAGUUUAUGAGAUUGAGAAUCUCCAUCAUCAAUCUCAUAUGAACAACAUGGACUUCCCCGCUCCUAAUAUCUUUAGUCAUCAAAUAGAGAACAUGGCUUCUCACCUGAAAAUGGGGGGAAAUCUGGUCUACCCUAAAACAGUCAUUCUACCUAUUUUCUCUACUAGGGAUACAGCUAUCCUGGACGAAGUUUUAUCCGUCGGCAUGUCGAGAAAACUGCAUCCAAGACCCCAGGUCUAGAAUGUGAAGGAUGCAUUCUAGCCAGCUCAGGACACAUACAUAAAAUGUGACUUGAGUACAAUUUUUCAUAGUACUGGAGGAGAGUGCUACCAUGGAAGAAAGGCGCCUCCCCUGUGAUUGCUAAUGGUGUGAUAUUCUUUUGAUUUUUGCUGCUUGGAUUUUGGUACAUGGGUUACCGCAGAUCCAGUUUUCGGCCUUCGAUUCAUCAUCAUCAUAUGUACAGAAAUCUUAGUACUGGUACUAUAUAUAUGCCUGUAGUCAAGAGUGUAAUUAGACAUCGGCAUCUCGCCUAUAUGAGUAGAGAAGAAACAUAGAAAAAGAAAGGAAAUGAAAGUAAAGGAGGAUUAACCAGCUGAUUGGAUUCCUAUUUGUUGUUUUUGGUGUGCAUAGGGUAUAGAAUAAGUUUUUAGUUGCCCGUUUUUCUUUUUUGGUUGGUCUUCCUUUACCUGAAUUCUGAUGUAACAGAAUAGAACCUUGGUGGGAUUUGGAAAUGGAAAUGUCUUCCUGGUUUUGGUGUGCAUGCUUCUUCUUCUCUUCAUCAAAAUUCUCAUUACAAAGUUUUUUUUUAUAUAUUAUAUCUUUACUGCAAUCAAACUCAGAGCAGGAAGAAGAUUGAGACUGCAACAUGGCUCACUUUACGAACAAGAAGAUCGAAACAUUCAAAUGUAAGUUGUUACAACCGAUUUACCUGACUGAGGUCAUUUCUCCAUGUCCUUGCUCUCUUGUGUCCCAUGAAACCAGAAUCUUUGUCCUUCUGCUUGAAGAGAAAGAUGGAAGAAAGAGCUUACUCCUCUUGUGCUACAGAAAUGGGAUUUGGUCACUAAAAAGCAGAACACUUUGGCCAGAAUCUCUGCUCUCCCAUCCUUCUCUCUGCAUUAUUCCUGAGCUUUGCUUCUAUGGGAAAGGCCUGUGGGAGGAGAAGUGAAGAGAGUGUCCUUGUGGAUUCUGUUAUGUAGGAAGGGCUUGUUAGUGGUGGGUGAUGGUGGAGGACAAGUGUAAUCAUUCAUUUUGGCAUAGCUAAAGCAAAGAGGGAGAGGGAACCGCAUACAAAUUAAAGCUUUUACUCAUUGAUUGGCCUCUCUCUACUUUCUCGAGAGAAGGUUUCGCCCCAAGUUGACGAUUUUGACUAUCUCUAGUCUUGACCUUCAUAUAUUACACUUGAACGAUGUGAUAUCUGAACCACCAAGUUAUCCUUCCUGGUCACCUGCUUCAUACAUGGAAACAUGUACUUUGCUGCAAGUUCAAUUCAUAUAAGAAAUACCAUCAACUUAAUUUGGGUAUACAAUCACGUGCAGAUGUAAGCUGCAAUUAUGCGUUUGUGCUCGUCAAUAAUAUAGUCAAAAUCAU
Messenger RNA from Linum trigynum, 5379 nucleotides. The record is from the annotation of a GenBank genome assembly. Lineage: Eukaryota; Viridiplantae; Streptophyta; Magnoliopsida; Malpighiales; Linaceae.